CAACUUCUGCGCUGCUUCAAGACUCACUCGUAUCCUAGUUUCCACCAACAACGACUCAAAAAAUGGCAAACGCUAGCCAUCAGACUCGACCAGUACUGUUCCUCCUUAAAGGCAGCUAGAAAACAUGCACGCUCCAUUCUUCAUCGCCAGCCUCGUUGCGCUUGCUGCCAUUGCCUCUGCUCAGACAAAACGCGGACUCCCCGCUGGUUGUGACCGUAAUGCAACUGUUGAAUAUGGAGAUACAUGCAACGCGAUCUCUGCAGCACACAACGUUUCCACAUACCAGCUGGCAGCAGUCAACAGCGAAACUAUUGACUCCGGUUGCAAUAAUUUGGUAGCCGGAGAAGUUUUAUGCCUUGGAAUCAAAGGCCAGGAUUGCAAUGUCACCCAUGUUAUGCAGGCCGGCGACACGUGUUUCAGCGUUGCCGAUGCAUCUGGUAUCCAGGUCAACACAUUGCUCGCGAACAACCCAAACGUGAACACCUGCGAUAACGUGUACCCUGGCGAGGUUCUCUGCACUGCGAGCCAGAUCUAUGUGAACACCACCAAAUAAGAUUGAACCGUUAAAAGUCUCCCUUGGAAAUUAAUUAGAGCAGGACACCAAGUAGCACCAGGGCAGACAUAGACCAGUUGCCCAGCGUAUAGCUCUUCGUGUGCUCUCGGAGGAAACAUAAACCACUCGCAAAGGAAUCACUAUAUCGUUCAUCCCAAGAGUUCUUGCAGUAUCAUUGCCCUAUAAUUCACAAUCGAGUUAUACAUCAAAUAAAAGCAGAAGC
This is a messenger RNA of Suillus bovinus, 776 nucleotides long. RefSeq lists its product as uncharacterized. The record is from RefSeq and is a predicted model, not a curated record. Lineage: Eukaryota; Fungi; Basidiomycota; Agaricomycetes; Boletales; Suillaceae. The transcript has 6 exons. The coding region runs from base 125 to 553 and encodes 142 amino acids.